Messenger RNA from Aureobasidium melanogenum CBS 110374, 2271 nucleotides. RefSeq names its product 6-phosphofructokinase. The record is from RefSeq and is a predicted model, not a curated record. Gene Ontology annotation, biological process: canonical glycolysis; fructose 1,6-bisphosphate metabolic process; fructose 6-phosphate metabolic process. Gene Ontology annotation, molecular function: 6-phosphofructokinase activity; identical protein binding; ATP binding. The coding region runs from base 1 to 2271 and encodes 756 amino acids. Gene Ontology annotation, cellular component: 6-phosphofructokinase complex; cytoplasm; mitochondrion. The transcript has 3 exons. NCBI's taxonomy places the organism in Eukaryota, Fungi, Ascomycota, Dothideomycetes, Dothideales, Saccotheciaceae.
AUGGCCCAGGUCAACCUCGCCCCUCCCGCCAUGCCCGCGGGCAAGAAGCGCAUUGCUGUCAUGACUUCCGGAGGUGACUCCCAAGGAAUGUCUGGCGCUGUGCGUGCCGUUGUCCGUCAGACCAUCGCCUCGGGCUGCGAUGCAUUCGCCGUCUACGAAGGUUACGAAGGUCUCGUUCAGGGUGGAGACAUGAUCAAGCAGAUGCGCUGGGAGGACGUCCGUGGAUGGCUCUCAGAAGGUGGUACCCUCAUCGGAACAGCAAGAUGCAUGUCCUUCAAGGAGCGUGCCGGCAGACUGCAAGCGGCUAAGAACAUGAUUGACAAGGGCAUUGAUGCCUUGGUUGUCUGUGGUGGUGACGGCAGUUUGACUGGUGCAGACAGAUUCAGAGGCGAGUGGCCCAGUCUGGUCGAGGAGCUGGUUUCCAAUGGUACUUUCAAGAAGGAGGCAGUCGAGCCUUUCAGACAUCUCAACAUUGUUGGUCUGGUCGGUUCCAUUGACAACGACUUGGCUGGUACCGAUGCCACCAUUGGAUGCUACUCAUCGCUGCAGCGCAUCUGUCAGGCUGUCGACUACAUUGACGCUACCGCUUUCUCUCACCAGCGUGCCUUCGUCGUCGAGGUCAUGGGCAGACACUGUGGUUGGCUCGCCCUGAUGGCCGGUGUUUCUACUGGUGCCGACUUCGUUUUCCUUCCCGAGAACCCUCCGUCCGAGAACUGGGAGACCGAGAUGUGCGAGAUUGUCCAGCGCCACCGCAAGCUCGGAAAGAGAAAGACAAUUGUCAUUGUUGCUGAGGGAGCCCACGACCGUCAGCUCAACGCUAUUUCGCCAAACAAGGUCAAGGAUCUGCUUGCUGGCAAGCUUGGUCUCGACACCAGAGUCACCACUCUUGGUCACGUCCAGCGUGGUGGUACUGCCGUUGCCUACGACCGUAUGUUGUCUACUCUGCAGGGUGUCGAAGCCGUCAAGGCUGUCCUCGACUCGACCCCCGAGACUCCCAGUCCUGUUAUUUGCAUUGUCGAGAACAAGAUUGUUCGCAAGUCAUUGAUGGAGGCUGUCAAGCUGACCCAAUCCGUCGCCGAGGCUAUUGAGCGCAAGGACUUCAAGGCAGCCAUGAAGUUGAGAGGUGCCGAGUUCGACGAGUACUGGACUGCUUACAGCACUACCGUCUCGACCGACAAGGAGGAGUUGCUGCUUCCCAAGGAGAAGCGCAUGCGCGUUGGUAUCAUCCACGUCGGAGCCCCUGCUGGUGGUAUGAACGCUGCCACCCGUGCUGCCACUGCCUACUGUCUUACCCGUGGUCACACCCCCAUCGCCCUCCACAACGGUUUCCCUGGACUCGCCCGCCACUACAAGGAUGAGGAAUCCUCUGUCCGCGAGAUCAAGUGGCUCGAUGCCGAGAACUGGGCCAGCAAGGGUGGUUCCGAGAUUGGAACCAACCGUGCUACUCCUUCCGAGGACUACGACGGUGUCUCGGACGCCCUCACUCACCACAAGAUCGAUGCUCUCUUCAUCCCCAUCGUCGUUCUUCCCGCAACCGUCUCCAACAACGUCCCUGGUACCGAGUACUCCAUUGGUAGCGACACCUGUUUGAACGCCCUGAUCGACUACUGCGAUGCCAUCAAGCAAUCCGCUGCUGCCUCCCGUCGUCGUGUCUUCGUUGUUGAGACACAGGGUGGUGCUUCAGGUUACAUCGCUACCAUCGCCGGUCUCUCCAUUGGUGCCGUCGCCGUCUACACACCCGAGGAGGGCAUCCACCUCAAGAUGAUCGCUUCCGAUAUCGAGCACCUGAAGGAGCAAUUCGCCAAGGACAAGGGCCAAAACCGCAGCGGAAAGAUCAUUCUCCGCAACGAAAAGGCCUCCAAGACCUACACCACCGAGAUCAUCGCCAACAUUAUCCGCGAAGAGAGUGGCGGCAAGUUCGACUCGCGUUUCGCCGUCCCUGGACACGUGCAACAGGGUGGUAUCCCCUCGCCCAUGGACCGUGUCCGUGCCGUUCGUUUCGGUGUCAAGAGUAUGCAGCACAUCGAGUCCUUUGCCGGCAAGUCCAAGGACGAGAUCGCAAACGACCCUCUGUCGUGCUCGGUCAUUGGAAUUACUGGUGCCCAAGUGCAAUUCUCGGCCAUGGAGAAGGUUGAGAAGGAGGAGACCGACUGGAAGGACCGCCGUCCCAAGAACGAGUUCUGGAUGGAUUUGGUCAGCAUUGUGGAUACCCUCUCAGGCCGUCCUCGUCCUAAGAAGGAGGAUUCUAUUGCUGCUGGUCUGCCUGCUUAA